This is a messenger RNA of Gastrolobium bilobum, 1127 nucleotides long. RefSeq names its product glutathione S-transferase L3-like. The coding region runs from base 143 to 856 and encodes 237 amino acids. The record is from RefSeq and is a predicted model, not a curated record. The transcript is spliced from 10 exons. Lineage: Eukaryota; Viridiplantae; Streptophyta; Magnoliopsida; Fabales; Fabaceae. Gene Ontology annotation, molecular function: glutathione transferase activity.
GUAUUCUCGAUACGCGUCAUUGCUGAUGAAACGACUCGGUGGUACGAGGUUCUAUAAAAAGCCAAUUGGCUUGUAUGUAGACACAACACUAUUCUUAUUGAGAUUAGCUCUCAAGCAUUAGUUUCGGAGAAGAACACGAUCAAUGGCUACUGUAGGCGUGCAAGGAGUUCGUCCACCAUCGUUAACUUCCACCUCCGACCCACCACCUCUUUUUGAUGGAACCACCAGGUUGUACAUCAAUUAUAGUUGCCCCUAUGCACAGCGUGCAUGGAUCGCUAGGGAUUACAAGGGGCUACAAGACAAGAUCAAAUUGGUUCCUAUCGACCUUCAAAACAGGCCUGCUUGGUAUAAGGAGAAAGUCUACCCUGAAAAUAAGGUGCCAUCCUUGGAGCACAAUGGCAAGGUAUAUGGAGAAAGUCUUGAUUUGAUCAAAUAUAUAGAUGCCAACUUCGAAGGGACAUCUCUGGUUCCCAGUGAUCCUGCCAAGAAAGAGUUCGGUGAGCAAUUGAUAUCCCAUGUUGAUACAUUCACCAGAGACCUGUACACUUCAUUGAAAGGGGAUCCUGUAAAAGAAGCCAGUCCUUCUUUUGAAUACUUGGAGAAUGCUCUUGGUAAAUUUGAUGAUGGCCCAUUCUUUCUUGGUCAAUUCAGUUUGGUGGAUAUUGCCUAUAUUCCAUUUGUUGAAAGAUUCCAAAUUGUCUUUGCUGAGGUUUUCAAGCAUGACAUCACUGAAGGAAGGCCUAAACUUGCAGCAUGGCUCGAGGAGUUGAACAAGAUUGAUGCUUAUAAACAGACAAGAGUCGAUCCUCAGGAAGUAGUUGAUCUUUUCAAGAAACGUUUUCUGCCUCAACAGUAAACGUUGGAUUACACGGGGCUUCUUCUAAGAUGUAAAGUGUGGCCAAUAAAGCGUCAUUUCUAUUAAUGGGAUGCUUCUUCUGUCAAAUGUUGGUGUCUCUACCUACUAGAGUUGCAGGAUAGGUUAAUGUCGCAAUGAUGUUCAUUUUCCAGCUUGUUUGUUUGAUGUCAUAAUAAUGUUUAUGUACCAGCUUGUGAUCACUGAUCAGUGUGGUAUUAUGCUACUUUGACGUAUAUUGAUGUUUAUGUAUUAAACUUUAGUAUUUCUAGUA